ACUUGAUCGUGGUUUGCGAUUGGUGGAUUCGAUCACGUGGGCAACAACGUCAAGGAAACAAACAAAGAAGGAUUCCGGACUGGUUCAUUCGCUACUCGUCACGUAUGCUCUGCCGUUGUCUGCAAAAAAAUCUAAAGAAAUACGUGACUUUCGUCAACCAGCAAUCAGUUUUCAAGCGAUUUCCAAUCGUUGUACCAACGAAACCGGAUAAUUAGCACGAUGUCAUCGUCAAAAUCAAGUGUGGACGAUAUCUUAGGAGACAAUUCUUCAGAGUCUUGGGUUCAUAUCGGAUCCAGUUGCGGUUCUCAAGGUGGCGGAACCCCAGGAUCUGUAACUCCUCAACUCAACCCAGAGGAGUACAUCCGGCUUCUUCGUGAAGCUCAAAGGGAAUCCAAUUCAUCAUCUGCACGCGUCUCGCCACGCAGUAGUCCUAAAUCACCUCCAAACAGCCCAGUUCAAGGAACUCCACUUAUUAUGGAAUGGCAAUCCUAUUAUCUUAACACUGAAAUUAAAGAUGAUCCAGAAAUUUUUUGUGAUUGGAGUAGCCGUCCUGAUCAACAACCACCAAAAAAUUGGACAUUUAGAACACCAAAAGCUGAUGUUUUGAGUUUACGUUAUGCCAAAGUGGGUAAUGAUAGCGUAUUUUCUCGUCGAGGUCUCUGCACGUUAUUCCUCACGAAUUUGCUGUCAUUGCUGUUGGGUACUGGUGUAGGAUUGUGGUUGAGCAAAUACGGCUUUUUUGUGCCAGCUGUAAAGGUCCGUUAAAUAGAUGUGGGUUUUUUUGUGGGGGUCGGAAAUGGGAGGACUGUUGCCGUUUUUUUAUAUACGCCUAUGUGAUUAUUUGUAGUUAUGGCUUGUGACUGUUGCCUUGUGAGGAAACGGGGAUUUUCUACUCAUGGUCAUAAUGAA
Molecule: messenger RNA, 909 nt
Organism: Onthophagus taurus
Lineage: Eukaryota; Metazoa; Arthropoda; Insecta; Coleoptera; Scarabaeidae
Gene: BNIP3
Product: BCL2 interacting protein 3
Biological process (GO): mitochondrial outer membrane permeabilization; positive regulation of apoptotic process
Cellular component (GO): nucleus; mitochondrial envelope; mitochondrial outer membrane
Source: RefSeq, a predicted model, not a curated record